AUGUCUGCCGAAGCUUCUACCACCCCCGCUCCCGUCGAGAACACCAACGGCACUCCCGACAACGCCGCUGCCCCCGAGGUUACCGCUGUCGAGGCCCCCGCUGCCAAUUCCCAGCCUCACUCGGCUUCUCUCUAUGUCGGUGAGCUCGACCCCUCCGUGACGGAGGCCAUGCUCUACGAGCUGUUCUCCUCCAUCGGUCAGGUCGCUUCCAUCCGUGUCUGCCGUGAUGCCGUCACCCGCCGCUCUCUCGGCUACGCCUACGUCAACUACAACGAUACCGCUCACGGUGAGCGCGCUCUUGAUGAGCUCAACUACACUUUGAUCAAGGGCAAGCCUUGCCGUAUCAUGUGGUCUCAGCGUGACCCCGCUCUGCGCAAGACUGGCCAGGGCAACGUUUUCAUCAAGAACCUGGACAACGCCAUUGACAACAAGGCUCUGCACGACACCUUUGCCGCCUUCGGUAACAUUCUCAGCUGCAAGGUCGCUCAGGAUGAGUUCGGUGUCUCCAAGGGUUACGGUUUCGUUCACUACGAGACCGCCGAGGCUGCCAACAACGCCAUCAAGCACGUUAACGGCAUGCUUCUGAACGAUAAGAAGGUCUUCGUUGGCCACCACAUCUCUAAGAAGGACCGCCAGAGCAAGUUCGAGGAGAUGAAGGCCAACUUCACCAACAUCUACAUCAAGAACAUCGACCCGGACGUUGAGGACGAUGAGUUCCGCAAGCUGUUCGAGAAGUUCGGUGACAUCACUUCCGCCACUCUGAGCCGUGACUCUGAGGGCAAGAGCCGUGGUUUCGGUUUCGUCAACUUCUCCACCCACGAGAGCGCGCAGGCCGCCGUCGAGGAGAUGAACGACAAGGAAGUCCGCAGCCAGAAGCUCUACGUUGGCCGUGCCCAGAAGAAGCACGAGCGUGAGGAAGAGCUCCGCAAGCAGUACGAGGCUGCCCGCAUGGAGAAGGCCUCCAAGUACCAGGGUGUCAACCUCUACGUGAAGAACCUCACUGAUGACGUUGAUGACGAGAAGCUCCGCGAGCUGUUUGGUCCUUACGGUACCAUCACCUCCGCGAAGGUCAUGCGCGACAAUUCCCCCGCUGAGCCUACCACUCCUGAGGCUGAGACCAAGGAGACUGCCAACAAGGAGAACGAGAAGGCCGCCGAGGGUGAGAAGGAGGAGCCCGCCGCUGAGGAGAAGGAGGGUGAGCAGAAGUCCGAGAAGAAGCUCCUCGGAAAGAGCAAGGGCUUCGGUUUCGUUUGCUUCAGCAGCCCCGACGAGGCCUCCAAGGCUGUGACAGAGAUGAACCAGCGCAUGGUCAACGGCAAGCCCCUCUACGUCGCCCUUGCUCAGCGCAAGGAUGUCCGCCGCAGCCAGCUCGAGGCCAGCAUCCAGGCCCGCAACAACAUCCGCCAGCAGCAGGCUGCCGCCGCUGCCGGUAUGGGUCAGGCCUACAUGGCCCCCGCCGUCUUUUACGGUCCCGGCCAGCAGGGCUUCAUUCCUGGUGGUCAGCGUGGUGGGAUGUUCCCUCCCCAACCCGGUAUGAUGAUGGGCAUGCCCGGUGGUCGUCCUGGUCAGUACCCCGGUCCUUUCCCUGGCCAACAGGGUGGUCGUGGUGUCGGCCCCAACCAGCAGAUUCCUCCCAACUUCCAGGGUCUUCCCAUGGGUAUGCAGGGUCCUGGUAUCCCUAACGGCAUGGGUUACCCCAUGGUUCAGGGUGGUCAGUUCGGCGGCCGUGGCCGUGGCCAAGUUCCCGGUAUGGGCGGUCCUAUGCGCGGUGGCUACGGUGGUGGCCGUGGUGGUGUUCCCCUCGGUGGACAGAUGCGCCCUGGCCAGGGCGGUCGUGGUCAGGCCCCGGGUCAGCCCGGACCUGAAGCCGCCCCCGCUGGUGGUCUCACCGCUCAGGCUCUUUCCGCCGCCCCUCCCCAGCAGCAGAAGCAGAUGCUCGGUGAGGCUCUGUACCCCAAGAUCCAAGCCGCUCAGCCCGAGCUGGCCGGUAAGAUUACCGGUAUGCUUUUGGAGAUGGACAACACUGAGCUCCUCGGCCUUCUCGAGGAUGAGGAAGCUCUGCGCGCCAAGGUCGACGAGGCCCUUAGCGUUUAUGACGAGUACAUGAAGAACAAGUCCGACGAGCCCGCUGCUGAGAAGCCCAAGGAGGCCGCUCAGGAGGCUCCCGCUGAGGAGAACAAGGCGUAA
Molecule: messenger RNA, 2187 nt
Organism: Aspergillus mulundensis
Lineage: Eukaryota; Fungi; Ascomycota; Eurotiomycetes; Eurotiales; Aspergillaceae
Gene: pab1
Product: polyadenylate-binding protein
Exons: 2
Coding region: 1-2187 (728 amino acids)
Cellular component (GO): ribonucleoprotein complex
Molecular function (GO): RNA binding
Source: RefSeq, a predicted model, not a curated record